AUGUGGAAAAAGCAAGCCUUCUUGUGCUGGCUCGUUAGUGUCUACGUCGUCGUGUGUCAGCUGGUCGCAGCGAAAGAAAACCAAGUACGAGAAGAAUACUUUAUCGCCGGUAGCAACGGAACGCUGUCGUGCGCCACGUCCGAGAAUCAGAACAUUAUAUGGCAAAAGAGUGGUGCCAAUACCACGAACCCACGAAUAUCAUUCCUUGUCGUAGAUAGCAGUGAAGCGGUUCGAAAAUGGUCGCUCCUCGUCCCAGAGGACGAAGCCGAAGCGGCAAAUGCCCCGAAGCUGUACUACACCCUGACCAUUCACAAUUUUACCAAAUCCGACGAAGGUAACUACACCUGCUACAAUCUGGAAAAUGGUCUCAACGUGACGUACAACGUGCGCACCGUAAUCCUACCAAAGAUCACACAAACUAGCAACGAAAGAAUUAGAACUAAGACGACCAGCAUCCAGCAGCUGCACUGCGUGAUCGAAGCGUACCCGUUGUCGUACUUCAACAACUCGAUCUACUGGCUCAAGGAGGAUGCCUCGGGCGAGAGCAGCCUUCGGGCACUGGCAAACAACUCAGCACAGCGGGUGAUCGACGACAGGCACCUCAAUGCCACGCUCACGUUGCGCGAUCUCACCAAGGCCCACAACGGGACGUACUCGUGCGUGGUGAUGGCUUCGGCGCAGCUGCAAGCAGACUACGAGGUGAAGAAAUCAAUGGCCCUGCUGAUUCUGGACGUGCCACAGGUGACGAUUGAUUACGCAAAGGCCGUUGGAGCGAACAAGAUCUAUCUCAACUGGACGGUGAACGAUGGAAACGACCCGAUAAAGAACUACAUCGUGCGGUAUCUGAAAACGGGCGAUCAAACGUUUACGUACUAUCGUGAGCAGAUUGGAGGAAACAACUCGCAUUACGUGCUAGACGGAUUCGAACCGGGGACGGAUUAUAAAAUCAGCUUGGGAGCGCUAAACAGCCAAGGCCACAGCAAGCACCAUGAGUACAGCGAAACGAUUCGUACGCUCGAUACCGACCCGAGCUUUACGCCGGAGGUGGAGGUUAAAGGCAGCACACACUCGACCAUGACCAUCGGCUGGGCUCCACCACCAGCUAAUCUUACCGAGUACAUCCAAUACUACGAGCUGGUCGUGUCACAUGCCGGCGUGAACGCCUCGAUCAUGAAGAAGGAGGCGUUCCACCCCCAGAACAGUCGCAACUUGCCGUACAUGUUCGACAAUCUGGCCACGGCCACGGAGUACACGUUCCGCGUGCGGGCCUGCAGCGAACUGACGAAGAUCUGUGGCAAUUGGUCGGAACCGGUUAAUGGUACCACGAGUGACGGACAGGCUUCGCCGCCUCGAAAUCUCGUCAUUACGUGCUCUCAUCACAACAUUUCGCGGCGUAACUUUGUGCGCAUUCGCUGGGUACAGCCGGAGAUUCCGAAUGGAAAGAUCGUAUCGUACCAAACGAUCCUGAGUGGAGUAGCCCAGUUUCGCUCGGAGCUUGGCUCGAUGAAGAGCGACAUCUGGGGACCCAAAAUCAAAAACAUCCUUCCGAACACACUUUCCACCGAGUACGAUAAUGUACCACCGAACACGAAUUACACCGUCAACGUAACGGCACACACGCGCACCAAACGGCCCGGUUUGGCGGCUUCCGCCACGUGUACCAUGCCGGCCACGACACCCGACAAUCUGGGCCGUUUGACCUGGGGCAAGCUGCGUACGGAGCACGACGAUUGGAUCUUCAAGCUGUUCAUGCCUCGACUGUCGGAACGGAACGGCCCUAUCUGCUGUUACAAGGUGUACCUCACGAGGAUUCAUCACCAUCACAAUGGAUCGCUGCCUGCGCCGGAAAACGCUCUCAUCACCAGCUACGCCGAUGUCCACUCGAUUAACAACACUCGCGGUGGUACCUAUCUGGCGGAGGUGUUCGCCGGGGUGAGCGACCAUUCGGAGGUAUUUCUUGGUGACGGUAAGAACAAUGCCGCCUUGGGCUUAUGUCCGCAGUGCCUACAAAUGCGCCCCCGUGUGCACGUGGACCCAGAGCGUUCCUCGCUGCCAUCAGUAUCUCCUGUUGCCGAGGACGAUAUACUACCAAACGCAACAGUUGCUUCCGGCGGGAGAACCGGUAACGAAGCGGUUCCGCUAGAAGACGAACGGAAAGCUUCCUCUAAUCACGAGAAACGUGACACGGGAAUUUAUUACCAAACACUGCCCCAUAUGGCAACUAUCUACGACGGUGUUCUUGACCCAACCAGCAAUUACACCGGAUUCGUGGAAGUAGUUGUGCAAACUGGCGAUGACGGUCGAGACUACUUAUCGACGUUCAGCGAGUACUUCCAGGAAAUGAAUGCUGGAGCACCGCCCGAAAGUGACGCCAAUGGGAACGAUCUUUCGCUUAUACUGAACAUCGUCAUUCAAGUUCUGCUAGUCCUGAUCGGCGUGGUGGUGAUAGUGCUAUUUGUGCUCUGCUUUAUUCAUAAGCACGUCAACAACAACAUUGUACAGGAAGGAGAGGCUAUCAGUUUGGGUGAUUCGUUGAGACGCGCUCUAUGCAAUGGUGGCCGCGGUGUUAAUGCUCAUCAUCGUCAUUUGCUCGGUUCCAGCAGUGCCAAGCCGCCGGUUCUUCCACCGAUUUCGAAAGAUGAUCUUCCGAAGGCGUACCAUGACAAGCACAAGGACUCGGACUAUGGCUUCCAGCACGAGUUCGAGCUGCUACCGGACAAGUUCGCCGACCGGACGACGAAAAACUCCGACAUGAAGGAGAACAUGCCGAAGAACCGGUAUCCCGAUAUAAAAUCGUACGAUCAAACGCGCGUUAAGCUGACCCCACUAAAUGGCCUGGCCGGAUCGGACUAUAUCAACGCGAACUUCGUUAUCGGGUACAAAGAACGCAAGAAGUUCAUCUGCGCUCAGGGUCCGAUGGAUGCUACGAUCAACGACUUCUGGCGCAUGAUCUGGGAACAGCACCUGGAGAUCAUCGUCAUGUUGACAAAUCUGGAGGAAUACAACAAGACCAAGUGCGCGAAGUACUGGCCGGAGAGCACGAACGAUUCCAUCCAGUACGGUGAGCUGCUGAUCACCUUCCAAUCGCUCACGUACUAUGCUGAUUACAUCGUGCGUACGCUUAAGGUCACCAAACGGUCCGCCAGCUCAGGCGAGGAAACAUCACGCGAAAUCAGCCAGUAUCACUAUUUGGCGUGGAAGGACUUCCUAGCCCCGGAGCAUCCGCAAGGCAUAACGAAGUUCAUCAAUCGAAUCAACUCGGAGUACUCGUUGCAACGUGGCCCCAUUUUGGUCCAUUGCAGUGCGGGCGUGGGACGAACCGGAACAUUUGUUGCACUCGACACGCUAACGCAACAAUUGAACGAAGAGGGCCAAGUGUUUAUUUUUAACACCAUUUGUGAUAUGCGAUAUCAAAGAAAUUUCCUCGUCCAAUCUUUGAAACAAUACAUAUUCUUGUACCGAGCCCUGGCCGAGUUAGCCUACUUUGGUGAUACCGAGAUUGAUCAAAAGUCGUUGGCUAGUACGAUCGAAACCUUGAAGCAGCCGUCUUCGGAGAAUGUCGAGAUGUCCCGGUUAGAGCUACAAUUCCAGCGUUUAAAAACGUUCCAAGAAGACACUCGGAAAACCACCGCAAUGGGCACGAGCGAAGAAAAUAAAGCGAAAAAUCGCUCUGACGCUUGCAUUCCGUACGAUAAGAAUCGCGUCAUUCUAGCUCCGAUUCCCGGACGAGACAAUUGCACCUACAUCAACGCGUCCUUCAUCGAUGGGUACGAUGACGAGAACAAUUUCAUCAUCACGCAGGAUCCGAUGGAGGAUACGAUCUUCGAUUUUUGGCGCAUGAUAUUCGAGCAGCGCAUCAAAACGAUCGUCAUGUUUUCAGAGAUCGGCGACGGUCCCAACAAGUGCCCCCGGUAUUGGGCGGACGAGGAGAUGAAGUACGAGAAUUUGCUGGUAUCAUAUAUCCAGAGCGAAAGCGGUCCUUACUACACGAAGCGAGAGUUUACCGUUACCAACUGCAAGACGAACGACACGAUCCACGUGACGCAGUUCCAAUAUAAUGGCUGGCCAACGGUGGAAGGUGAGGUGCCGGAGGUGACGCGUGGAAUGAUCGAAAUAGUGAACCAAGCGCAGAAGCAUAGCUCUCAGCAACAGGAUAUCUUUACCAUUGCCGUUCACUGCAGCCUCGGAACGGAUAAGAGUUCUCUUUUCGUUGCCAUGUGUAUAUUAGUGAUGCAAUUGAAGAUGGAGAAACGCGUCGAUAUAUGCACAGUUGUGCGUAAGCUGCGGGCACAACGUAGUUUAAUGAUUCAAACAUAUGCACAAUAUGAGUUCUUGCAUAGGGCGAUUGUAAAUUUUGCUGAUCUGUAUAAAAUAUCGCUAGGCAUCGUAAACGAUUGUUGAUAAGUCGCCGAUUU
Molecule: messenger RNA, 4415 nt
Organism: Anopheles nili
Lineage: Eukaryota; Metazoa; Arthropoda; Insecta; Diptera; Culicidae
Gene: Ptp69D
Product: tyrosine-protein phosphatase 69D
Exons: 12
Coding region: 1-4401 (1466 amino acids)
Biological process (GO): protein dephosphorylation
Molecular function (GO): protein binding; protein tyrosine phosphatase activity
Source: RefSeq, a predicted model, not a curated record